Penaeus indicus is the source of this 2381-nucleotide messenger RNA. RefSeq names its product serine/threonine-protein kinase PAK 3-like (gene Pak). The transcript is spliced from 11 exons. Lineage: Eukaryota; Metazoa; Arthropoda; Malacostraca; Decapoda; Penaeidae. The record is from RefSeq and is a predicted model, not a curated record. Gene Ontology annotation, molecular function: protein serine/threonine kinase activity; ATP binding. Gene Ontology annotation, biological process: regulation of MAPK cascade; regulation of axonogenesis; protein phosphorylation. Gene Ontology annotation, cellular component: cytoplasm. The coding region runs from base 16 to 1671 and encodes 551 amino acids.
UGACUGGAGAGGGAGAUGCUGAGCUGGACCUUUCCCCUCAGGGCCGAACCAGUGAUGGCCGUGGACAUGAGGCCACUGCCGAAGGAGCCGGAAUCUGAGAAGAAGAAGCACAAGGGCCACAAGGGGGGGAAGAGACACAAGGACAGCGACAAGCCCAACAUCUCGUACCCGACCAACUUCGAGCACACCAUCCACGUGGGCUUCGAUGCGUGCACCGGCGAGUUCACGGGCAUGCCCGAUUCAUGGACUAAGCUACUCUCCAUGUCCAACAUUAGCAAACAAGAACAGAAGAAUAAUCCUCAGGCAGUACUGGAUGUGCUCAAUUACUACGAUGCAUCCACCAAAGAACAUCAAACGAGCAAAUUCAUGACUGUUGCGAAAACCGUUGACCCAUCGCCUAGACCUAGCUACCAGGGUGGUGUUAACAUCUCAAGUUACCCGGCAACUCCUUCGCCACACAAGAUCUCAGAUGCUUCAUCAGGAUCGCCAUCAACUCCCGAAACGUGCUCAGAAGUCAGUGUUCCAGAAGAGGAAGAGGAGGAACCACCACCUCCUCCAGUAGCCACGAGACCAGAACGUACAAAAUCCAUAUACACUAAACCGGUAGAAGAUGAGGCAAAUGCAAAUGGUGCUCCUUUGGAUAGUAACCGCAACCCCCAGGCAGCUCCCAUUGUUGCACCACCGAAUGCUGUGUCUGCAGUGCCACCCACCAAUACUACUACUACAAGUGCUAGCACAGCAAUAGAAAGGACAGCUGAGAAACAGAAGAAGAAAAAGAUGAGCGAUGAAGAAAUUUUAGAGCGUUUAAGAGCUAUAGUGUCUGUAGGCGAUCCAAACAGAAAGUACACGAAAAUGGAGAAAAUUGGACAGGGAGCUUCUGGUACUGUUUAUACUGCAAUAGAAACAGCGACAGGAGUGGAGGUAGCCAUUAAGCAGAUGAAUCUCUCUCAGCAACCUAAGAAGGAGCUAAUAAUCAAUGAAAUUAUGGUCAUGCGUGAAAACAAGCAUCCCAAUGUCGUUAACUACUUGGACUCUUAUCUUGUGAGCGAGGAACUCUGGGUUGUUAUGGAGUACCUCCCUGGAGGUUCCUUGACAGAUGUCGUCACAGAAACUUGUAUGGAUGAGGGUCAGAUUGCAGCUGUCUGUAGGGAGGUCCUACAAGCUUUGGAGUUCCUGCACGUUAAUCAGGUCAUACAUCGAGACAUUAAAUCAGAUAAUAUUCUAUUAGGCAUGGACGGAAGUGUCAAGCUCACUGACUUUGGUUUUUGUGCACAAAUAUCGCCGGAGCAAAACAAAAGGACCACCAUGGUUGGGACGCCGUACUGGAUGGCCCCGGAGGUGGUGACGCGAAAACAGUAUGGACCCAAAGUGGAUAUAUGGUCGCUUGGAAUUAUGGCUAUUGAAAUGAUUGAAGGAGAACCACCAUACCUGAAUGAAAAUCCUCUGAGAGCUUUGUACCUGAUAGCCACAAAUGGUAAGCCCGAAAUCAAGGAGCGGGAAAAGUUGUCUCACGUAUUUCAGGAUUUCCUUGACCAAUGCCUAGAAGUUGAAGUUGAAAAGAGAUCGACUGCUAAUCAUCUUCUAAAGCAUCCAUUUUUAAAGCUAGCAAGACCUCUCUCAAGCCUCCACCCUCUCAUUGUGGCAGCCAAAGAAGCCGCCAAGAGCCAUUAGUGACGAUUCUCAACUAGCAGUGUUAUUGUGAUGCAGUCCUCCUAGUGCCCAUUGAUACCCUGUUUGCAUAGUUAUUUGCUGGCAGCUAGAAGAAAGCAAUCGAGCGUCUUGUUGCAGGCCGUGGAUAUAUUUGUUAUACUCUUCAAAUACUGGCUGUGAGCAAGAGCAACCCCCAUGCUACACCAGCCCAGUAUCUUGUUAGCAAUGCAGUGAACCUUUCCGUGCUAGGUGUAUUCACUUCUUAUUCAGUAAGAAUUUCCAUUUUGCAGUGUGCGUGGACAAGAAUUGUGCUCAGUCUUGUCGCAGUUAAUGACAUGAAAGCUUCUUCUCCCAGAUGACCGAUAUGAAUUGCAUGGUGAGGAAAAGCAAGGGUGGGAUUGUUCUAAGAAGUUUGGUAUGGCAUGAAGAAAUUAGAAAUUAUCAUCAUUAUUAUUAUUAUUAUUAUUGUAUCCAUUAUUUUUAUUAUUCAUUUGAUCAUUAUUUUCAGUAAUACAAACAGUAAAAUCCUAAUGAUAUUACUACUCAUAUUAUCUUCGUUCAUAGGAAUGAUUAGGAAGGUAGUUCAUAUAGUAGCACUGAUAUUGCCAAAUGGAAACUGUGGGGUGUUUAUACCAGACAGUACAGUAUGCUCAUAUGAUUAAUUGAGUUCCAUGAAAGAAAAUUUUUUGACAGUUGUAGAUUUUUUUUUUUUUUCUUUCUUUUCUUUUCUU